AUGACGUCCGAAACGGUGGACAUGAAGAUCGAGUCAAACAUCGCAUUACAAGCCGACACUGAAGUCGAAGCUAACCCUGAUGUCGACCAACCCCAGCUCCCGACUGACAAAAUAAGUCGUGAACCUCAAGAUCAGUACGCCUACAACCGAGAUUACCGAUUCUGGUCCAUUAUCCUAGCUCUUUGUACGAUGCAGAUCCUGUGUUCUCUGGAGAAUACAGUCGUGGUCACCUCCCUUCCCACCAUUGUCAAGCAACUAGGACUGGGGAGCAGCUAUAUUUGGGUCACCAAUAUAUUUUUCCUGGCCACUUCCAUUGUGCAGCCGCUCACUGGCCAGCUUGCAGGCCUCUUCGGACGCAGGCAUGUUGCACUCUCUGUUGUCGCCAUCUACACACUCGGCAGCGGUGUAGCUGGAGGAGCAAAUGGGCCAGCUAUGUUGAUCGCUGGUCGCGCCGUGCAAGGUGCCGGGAGCGGAGGUAUGACGGCCAUCAUGGGAAUUGUCAUCUCCGACCUCGUCCCUCUCCGGCUCAGAAGCAGUUACCAGGCCAUCCUCGCCAUGACGUACGCGAUCGGCAUGGCCAUUGGGCCCGUCGUGGGCGGCGCUAUUGUCCAGAACACGACCUGGAGAUGGGUGUUCUACAUCAACCUGCCCUUUGGCGGGGUCUCUCUGGUCCUCUUAUGGCUAUUCCUACGCGUCAAAUGGGACAAGGAGACCAAAAUAAGAGAAAAGCUCAAGCGAAUUGAUCUCACAGGCAACAGCCUCCUGGUGGCAUCCACGGUUUCGGUACUCAUGGCGUUGACUUGGGCAGGCUCUGAGUACCCAUGGUCAUCUUAUCGUGUUCUUGUCCCGCUAAUCGUCGGUCUUGCCGGCCUGGUUGGUUUCUUCUGCCUUGAAGGCUCUACAUGGGUGCUGGAGCCUGUGAUGCCGCUUCGUCUUUUCUCAAACCGUACCUCCGCGGUAGUAUACGCGAACACCUUCAUCAUCUCGAUACUGAACUACUGGAUCUUCUUCUUCCUGCCUCUCUAUUUCCAAGCCGUCCAGCUGUCAACACCCACCCGCUCUGGCGUACAAAUCCUGCCCAUCACCCUCAUUGCCGUCCCUGGGGCCGCAGUUGGAGCGGUUGCCUUGUCAAAGUGGGGCAGAUAUAAGUUGCUUCACAUCAUCGGCUUUGCUUUCCUCGCUGCAGGUAUAGGCUCCUUCUCCGUGCUUACCGCAAACUCGAGCACAGCAGAAUGGGUCUGCCUUCAGAUCCUCCCAUCUGUUGGUGCCGGUAUGGUCCUGGACACGCUGCUACCGGCGUUCCAAGCAGGUGUGGAUGAAGCAGAUUCCGCGGCCGCUGCAGCAAGUUGGUCGUUUGUCCGCAGUUUUGGCAACAUCUGGGGCGUCGCGAUUCCUGCAGCCAUUCUCAAUAUAUACAGCAGUCAGUACGCUGCCGAUAUGAUAACGGACCCCGCGGCGAGAUUGGCGCUCCAAAAUGGAGACGCGUACUCCAGCGCAACGCGGGAUUUCGUGGAGUCCUUUCCUGAGCCUGCCCGCGGUCAGAUCAUUGAAGUUUUUACAAGAGCGCUGAGUAAAGUCUUCUUGAUCGGCAUCGCAUUUCCAGCACUGUCCUUCAUCCUGUCUUUCAUUGAGCGGGAAGUGGAGCUAAGAACAACGUUGGAGACCGAGUUCGGUUUAGAGGGAAAAGGGAAGAUACAAAGUUAG
Messenger RNA from Neoarthrinium moseri, 1704 nucleotides. RefSeq lists its product as uncharacterized. Lineage: Eukaryota; Fungi; Ascomycota; Sordariomycetes; Amphisphaeriales; Apiosporaceae. Bases 1 to 1704 code for a protein of 567 amino acids. Gene Ontology annotation, molecular function: transmembrane transporter activity. Gene Ontology annotation, biological process: transmembrane transport. The transcript has 4 exons. The record is from RefSeq and is a predicted model, not a curated record.